Neodiprion virginianus is the source of this 1659-nucleotide messenger RNA. RefSeq lists its product as uncharacterized. The transcript has 5 exons. Lineage: Eukaryota; Metazoa; Arthropoda; Insecta; Hymenoptera; Diprionidae. Bases 21 to 1247 code for a protein of 408 amino acids. The record is from RefSeq and is a predicted model, not a curated record.
AUAAGCUGGGCAGUAAAACGAUGUAUGCCAUUGUUGAAUUCGUGGUUGGCGAGAAGCGAGAAUGUGCAUUAGUGCCAGUUUUGUGGCUGGUGGAUAAUAAUACCAUCUGCUACUGGCCACGCACGAAGAAUGAGGAGCAUUUCCUAAAAUUAGUCAAAUCAAAGGCAAUAUAUCAGAAAACAUGGCCCAAGUAUCCUGUUCACAACGUUCUGCAUACUGGAGAAAGCUUCGACGCACUACAAAAGACGAUGACGCACAUCAUAGAACACGGUACAUCCGAGGAAGAUGGCACAGUUUACACCAUUAGUAAGAAAUCCACAGGGCAUUGUUAUGAAAGAGAGUCGCAGAGCAAUGAUGAAGAUGAAGAGGGCAAUGAUGAAGCUGUCGUACGUGAAAAUAUAUCCAAAAAGCGUAAACAUACAAAGAAAUCCAAGAAGAACAAAAAAAAGAAGGUAAAGCGUCAACGUGAGACGUCUUCAGAUACUGCAGAUGAUACAUCAUCAGUUGAUGAAAAUUCUCCACCAACACACCAUCCCACUUUGAACCCACGACAGAAUUUCAACAUAUCCAAUGCAUCACCUGUUAUCGUUUCUGUAAAUGAGACAGCUCGCCCUUCAGCCCACAGUUUGACAAGGUCGAUAACUGAAUAUGACCUAUCAACGUCACAAACUUUAGCCUCAACCUCGAAUUUGGUAGCUGAAGCUGCAACUGUAGUUGCAUCCCGAAAUCCACUGAGGCCCAUAGACGAGAAAGCUCUACAAUAUUUGGAACGUAUAAAAUCUUGUGUAGACCAGAAUCAACUCAUGCUGAGGAAAAUCAUAUCGAGGCAGCAAGCAACUAACGUGGACAGCGUACAAAGGCCAGAGGUAUUUCCAACGCUUCCAAUUGAAACAAUCGAAGAAUUUGCGAACCUCGAAGAACUUCUCAAAUCGAAUGAGCAUCGAAUAUACCUGACACAAAAACUAUCCUCUAUUGGAGGCACAAGUGGCCGUCAAUGCGUAUUGGCUGUUCUCAAGUCAUUACUAACAAACGAAUUAGCCAUGCAGUUCAAUUGGGCUGGUAGAGAUAAAAUUGCUUUCCAAAAGACACUGGUGAUGCAAGUUAUUUACGAUGCUGUUAAAGCUACUUUCCAUGGUAAGGAAUUAGUAAGCGAUAUCAAGGAAGCGAAUAUUGCAGCUGCAGUUAAAGAUUGGUUGAAACUCGCUCGAUCGCGAUACUUCUACGUACCUAAAAGACGCCUUCAAUAGUAUCUGUGUUCUCUUUCGAAAUAAUGUGUCAAUACUUUUUCUAACUCACUCUGCCAGGAUUGUGAUUUUUUUUCAAGUCCCAAGAGAAAGCUAACGAUUUUCCUCAUUGAGGUGUAUCCACUAUAUAAUUAGUUUGUUUUAUGUUUCAUUCGUUGUCAAACCACUCGUAUCCGAUACAAGUUUUUGUUUGUUUAGAUUUACUUAAGUUUACUGUAUGUUGUACUUCUAUACUCAAGUCCGGAGUAGAUGAAAGAUAACGAUUUUCCUCAUUGAGGUACAAUCAUUGUAUGAUUAUUUUGUUUCAUGUUUUAUUUGUUAUCAAAGUACUCGUAUCGGAUACAAGUUUUUGUUUGUUUAUAUUUACGUAAGUUUACUAUUUGCUAUAGCUACUAUACUCUUGUGAGUAUAUCUA